GCCCAUUUUCACCUGACGCACUGAAAACUGUCUACAUACUGCUUAUCAGCGGCAGUGGAGUGGAUUUUAAAUUGGUUUUUUAAUUUAAUUUUUACAGAAAUUAAUGCUAGAAAAUGCGCAUCUAAUUCAAGAACAAGGUGAAUCGCAAAGAUUUUCCCGCUUUUAGAAAAAAAUAAGUAGUUCAUGUUAAUCAAACAAGUGUAUUUUUUUAUUAAUAUUUAGUGGUGUUAAAAAAAAGAAAAACAUUACAGAAAAACUUUACAGGAAACAACAAAUCAUCAUGAACUCUCUGAACCAGCAGUAUGAGGAGAAGGUGCGUCCCUGCAUUGACCUCAUUGAUCGUCUUCGCUCUCUGGGUGUAGAGAAGGACUUGGCGCUGCCUGCUAUCGCCGUUAUUGGAGAUCAAAGCUCGGGGAAGAGCUCUGUGUUGGAGGCGCUGUCAGGGGUGGCUCUGCCAAGAGGAAGUGGCAUUGUAACAAGAUGUCCUCUUGAACUGAAGAUGAAGAGAAAGAAAGAGGGAGAGGAGUGGUAUGGAAAGAUAAGCUACAAGGACUAUAAGGAAGUUAUAAAAGACCCUGCAGAUGUGGAGAAAAAGAUCAGAGAAGCUCAAGAUAAAAUUGCCGGGGUCGGGGUGGGGAUCAGUAAUGACCUCAUCAGUCUGGAGAUCGCCUCUCCUGAUGUUCCAGACCUGACACUCAUUGACCUGCCCGGCAUCACCAGAGUGGCUGUCAAGGGACAACCAGAGAACAUUGGAGAGCAGAUAAAGUUAAUGAUCGAAAGGUUCAUCAAAAAACAAGAGACCAUCAGCUUGGUGGUUGUUCCAUGCAACGUGGACAUAGCAACCACAGAGGCUUUGAACAUGGCACAGCAGGUGGAUCUUGAUGGAGAGAGGACUUUGGGUAUCUUGACCAAACCUGAUCUAGUGGACAAAGGCACAGAAGAGACAGUGGUUCACAUCGUUCAUAAUGGCGUCAUCCCCCUGAAGAAGGGCUACAUGAUCGUCAGGUGCAGGGGUCAGAAGGAGAUCAAACAGAAGGUGUCUCUUACUGAAGCAACAGAAAAAGAGAAAGCCUUCUUCAGUGAUCAUGUGCAUUUCAAAACUCUCUAUGAUGAAGGCUAUGCCACUGUUCCUAAACUGGCUGAGAAACUCACCAUUGAGCUGGUGCAUCAUAUCCAGAAAUCUCUGCCUCGACUGGAGGAGCAAAUAAAGGGGAAACUAAAACAGACUCAGACAGAUCUGGAUAGAUAUGGGAAUGGACCCCCAUCUGACAGAACUGGGAGACUCGGUUUCCUCAUUGAUAGAGUGACAGCGUUUACACAUGACGCUAUCAGCCUCACCACAGGGGACGAACUAAAAUUUGGAGUCAAUAUCUUUUCCAUACUCAGAAAAGAGUUUGCAGCAUGGAAAGAUACCAUAGACCGCUCUGGAAUAACAUUCAACUGGAAUAUUGAGAGAGAGGUAGCUCAGUAUGAGCGAAAGUACCGUGGAAGAGAAUUGCCAGGAUUCAUCAACUACAAGACCUUUGAGGGCAUGGUCCAGGAGCACAUCAAACAUCUUGAAGAUCCUGCUAUCCUGAAACUCAAGGAAGUGGCAGAAAUUGUGAAGAAAGAGCUGUUUAAGCUGGCACAGUGCAGCUUCGUUGGAUUCCCUAACCUCGUCACAAUAGCCAAGGUGAAAAUUGAAGCUAUUGUAAACAAGAAGGAAAUUACAGCAGAGUCCAUGCUGAGGACUCAGUUUAAGAUGGAGUUGAUCGUCUACACUCAGGACAGCACAUACAGCAAGAAGUUAGGGAAACGGAAGAGAGAAGAAGUAGAACAGGAGAAAAUCACUGGCCGCGCUCUCAGCAGUAAUGACACUGGGGCCACCUUGAAAGAGAUGAUGAAACACAUUAAAUCCUAUUACCAGAUUGCUGGUCAGCGUCUGGCUGAUCAGAUCCCACUGGUGAUCCGCUACCAGAUGUUGCAGGAGUCUGCUGUCCAACUGCAGAGGGAGAUGCUGCAGAUGCUUCAGGACAAGGAGAAAACCGAGUCCCUGCUUCAUGAGGAACAUGGCAUAAAAACCGAGAGAACCAACCUUCAGGGUCGCAUCAAGCGCCUGUCAAAUGCACGCAUUUUGCUGACUGAGUUUAGUAUGAACAUAUACAACUUCAACACAUCUCCAGUGCAAAACCUAAACCCAGAUUUCUAAUUAGCACAUUUAAAUGUGCUAAUUCAGCAUUCUUUAUUUCUCUACCAUGCAUAUUUCUGAGCAUAAUUAGUCAUUUAUUUUAGAGAUUUAAUAUCCAUGUUUUCUGAGACUUUUCAUUCAAUAUGUUCAUGUUUCAUAAAAAUUCUCUCAAUAGGUCUCAAUAGUUUGAUCUGUGUAUAUGAUAUGUAAGUUUACUUUGGUUGAAAAUGUAUUAAUAGCAGCAUUAGUAGCUUAUGAUUUAUUUGCUGUGCUGAUUUAGUUUCAGUAGUGGUUGAGUUAUUGCUUCAUUCCUGUGUUUAGACAAUAACUGUGUUUGAAGUGAAACUAUCUUUGUUGGAUUAUUAUUUAUUGGAAGUAGGAAUUAUGAUGUCUAGAUUAAUAUUUUUGUUGUCCUUUUUCUUCUGUUGGCAAAUAAAACAUC
Thunnus maccoyii (southern bluefin tuna) is the source of this 2609-nucleotide messenger RNA. RefSeq names its product interferon-induced GTP-binding protein Mx-like. Gene Ontology annotation, biological process: defense response to virus. Bases 281 to 2188 code for a protein of 635 amino acids. Gene Ontology annotation, cellular component: cytoplasm; membrane; nucleus. NCBI's taxonomy places the organism in Eukaryota, Metazoa, Chordata, Actinopteri, Scombriformes, Scombridae. The transcript is spliced from 12 exons. Gene Ontology annotation, molecular function: microtubule binding; GTP binding; GTPase activity. The record is from RefSeq and is a predicted model, not a curated record.